AUGUUAGCUGGUUCGCACGUUUCAGAGGUGAAAGAUAAAUGGAGAUGGUCUUUCAACGCUUCGGGUAUUUUCUCAACUCAGUCUUUCAAGAAUUUGUCUUAUGCUACGGAUCUGCAGAUGCGCUUUAUAUCGGCCAAGGGGUGUAGGUGGGUCCCGGCCAAAUGCAAUAUUUUCCUUUGGAGGGCGGGUUUGGACCGGUUACCGACAAGAGAAGCGUUGAAUAAAAGAAACAUUGCAGUGGAUUCUAGUUCCUGCGUCUUCUGUAAUGAGGCGAACGAAUCCGUGGAUCACCUUUUCACGGCUUGUUCUACCGCUCAUCGGGUUUGGUAUCGUUUAAGUGUGUGGAUUAAGAUGCAGCCUUUCUUCGCCUUCUCGGUGCAGGAUCUUGCUGACAUUCAUAAAAGUUAUAAUGGGGACAAAAAAGCUAAGGAAAUUGUUCGCGGAUUGAUUGUGGUGUCUUAUUGGUGCCUUUGGAAAAAUUGGAACGAGAGGAUUUUUGCCAAUGGUAGGGGUUCUGGGGACGACAUUUUCAGGGAAGUGAAAUUGCUUAGCUUUUUUUGGUUAAAGAAUAGGUCUAGUAUAUGUAAUUUGGACUGGGAGAAGUGGAGUAAAUACCCCCUGUAUAUGUUGUAA
This is a messenger RNA of Helianthus annuus (common sunflower), 633 nucleotides long. RefSeq lists its product as uncharacterized. The transcript has a single exon. NCBI's taxonomy places the organism in Eukaryota, Viridiplantae, Streptophyta, Magnoliopsida, Asterales, Asteraceae. The record is from RefSeq and is a predicted model, not a curated record. The coding region runs from base 1 to 633 and encodes 210 amino acids.